CGCGCUAACAGUUUGCGCCCGCAAUUUGCGGGCCUCCUUAACGAUAAAUAUAAUAACGUCAACGUAUAAUUGCGAUACGAAAAACAUCUGUGAAGAUAAUCAGCUUUAAAAAUUAUUUCUCUUGGUAUAUAUAUAUAUAUAUAACGAUUUGUUACGAGUAAAACAAAAUGGAUAUUACCUUAGACGAUAAACUGUCCGCACUUCAGCAAAUCAAUCAGCAGAAACUUGUGAAGACACUAGAUACCAUCCCAGGCUCAAAGGAUUUGAUAAUAGAACAGAAACUGAUGAAAAUAUUGGACAGUUUCGUAGGAGUGACUGUAUUAAAGCAAUACGGAGUGAACAAGAUUUAUAAAUUGGAAGAAGGAAUGAAGACAUCAAACAGUCAACGUAUAUUCUUAGUAUCUAACAGCUUGAUCGCAUGCAAAAGGGUCCUAGAUCAAAUACAGUCUGAAAUAUCCCUAACUGGCAAACACGUUCAAGUAUGCCAUCAUUUGUUGGUCGUGCCGUUCAUCCCACCUGUCUUACACAAUCUAGUCGAAGAGGAAGGCUUGUCCGAGCUACUUACAUUGCAGACGUUUUCCAUAGAAUUCAUAAGAUUAGACGGAAACGUUUUAUCGUUGGAAAAUCCAAUGUUUGUCGAGCUCUACUAUCAUAAAGACACAAGUUCUCUGCGAGCGUUAGUACGCAAUCUGUGGUCGUUGCAAUUGAUACUCGGCUCGCCGAGGCUCUCACUUUUUCUCGGCAAGCACAGCCAACAAAUGAGCAAGUUGAUGGAAUCUAUGGAGCAGAGUCUAGGUUUAUCUAGUCUAGAAAACGAGGUUGGCGCCUUCAUUGUGAUGGACAGGAGUUUUGAUCUGGCUACAACUCUCCUGACGCCCGUAACAUACGCGGGCUUGUUGAACGAAGUUGUGGAAAUAAAUGUCGGCAUAGCGACGUUGGAAAAAUCGCAGACCAGAUUAGAUCCGAAUAAAGAUCAAAUCUAUGGAGAAGUGAGAGAUACACCCUGCAGUGAUGCUUUCCCGAUUUUACACAGGAAGGCCAAGUCACUCAAAUCUGAACAGGAAGCGAUACAGACAAUGAAGUUAGCCGAGAUGGAGAGAUAUGUGUCGACGAGAUUGCAAAGGACCAGAGACAUGACUCAGCAAUUAGCAUUUCAUAUAUCCGCAUGUCAGGCCAUCGCGGACACGGUAGGCUCAGAGUUUCAAGUUUUGCAAACGAUUGAAAAACUGAUGCUCGACUGCAAGGACCGAAAAGAAUGUUUGAGCCACAUUGAGAGGAAUAUAGAUGAGCAUGAGUUGCGAUGUUUGCGUCUCCUUUGCCUGUUAUCUAUCACUACUGAUGGUGUCACGCAAAACGAGAUUUUAGAUAUCCAAAAGAUGCAUCUUCAUACUCAUGGUUAUCAGCAUAUCCCACUGUUCUACAAGCUGCGCACAACUGGCUUGCUAAAGUACAGGAACGAAUAUAUUUUACAUAAACUGCCGAACUGGAGCAGCGAGUGGAGCAGCAAUGCGCAAAAAUUGAAAAUGUUACCUGGUUCUUCAAAACGAUCCGAUCAGAACAGUCGUACUUGUCCUAGCUACGUAUUCAAUAACGCUUAUAUACCCGCAAUAGCACAAAUAUUAAAUAUUGUAUUGAAUCAGGAGAAGGAUCCUCGCAGCUUCGAGGAUUUGACAAAUCUACCGACUUGCAUUGUAAAUGGUCACCGGGGCGCAUUAUCGCCAAAAAUGGUCGUGAUCUGUAUAAUAGGAGGCAUUACUUGCGCAGAAAUAGCGGCUUGCCGGCUCAUAGAGAAGUCUACAGGGAUACGCCUCGUUCUUACAUCCGACACUAUUCUAACGGGUAACAAACUCAUCCAGAGGAUAAAAAAGAUUUAAAGACUCGUGGCAUCUGUCAGGAAUGUAAAAAUGUUUUUUUCGUGUAAUAAAUUAAUUAAAAUUAC
Molecule: messenger RNA, 1939 nt
Organism: Trachymyrmex cornetzi
Lineage: Eukaryota; Metazoa; Arthropoda; Insecta; Hymenoptera; Formicidae
Gene: Vps33B
Product: vacuolar protein sorting 33B
Exons: 7
Coding region: 168-1874 (568 amino acids)
Biological process (GO): vesicle-mediated transport
Source: RefSeq, a predicted model, not a curated record